AUGUUAAAUAAAGAGGAUAUAGGGUUAUUGAGUCUAUCAAGCACAACAGUCCAUGAGGCAGAUGAUGGAGAUGAGUUUAUACUCUUGGGAAUGCACCAAAUACCAGUGACCAGCCACUGUGUCCAUAUCAUGAAUGUCAUUUGCCCUUUAUUGGUUUCUCCACGUCCUGCUAUCCAGACUGCCAGUCUCCGUCUGCUCUUAUCAUGUCUAAAACUCUUGGAAUGUUGCUUGGAACCAGAAUCACUUUGGCAAAGUGAUAGUGAUGAGCAUGAUAUCUUGGAGGCAGUUGGUGGAGUCAGAAGGGUUAUAAAAAGUAUUGCUCAUCUUCUGAUGGCUACCUUUGAAUGGAGAAAAAAUGCCAGAUCAUCAGCAGAUUUGGAGAAAUAUGUGACUGAUACAAACUGUCUAGCUUUGUUGUUAAGUAAUAUUUUCAAGAAUUUUGUACCACUGGAAGCUUCUUGCCAGGUUAUAGAUCAUGAUGUAGCUAAAAGCUUGGUGGCAGUUUUAUGUGAUGGUGGUUUCUAUAUAGAGUACAGCAAGCAUCAUGCACAUCUCCUUGCCCACCUCAGUAAAGCAGAGCCCAGACUAGCCAAGCAAGUCAAGAGCAUCACCUUUGCUGCCCAAGGUCUCUGUGCCACAUCUGAUUUCCUGAGGACUUCCACCUCACAGCUUGCACAGUUUCUUGAGCUAGCUGAAAGAUCUCUCCCAGUGGCGAGCAUUCACCAAAGCACUGUGUUUGUGGAGAAGCUAGUAAGAGGAUUGGCAAAGCAGGUUGCUCUUGGAAAUGUGGAUGCAGAGCAGCUGGAGAGGAUGAGACAGUUGCUUCUGCAAGUUUUAAGCUAUCCUGAUGAUGAUUUACGAUCAACAGGUGUGUUUUUAAAGCUAGUUGAAGGAAGCAUUGGAAUAUCACAAGUAGCAGAUACAUCUCUUAGUAGAUCUGCCAGAGUAUCCAUUCUCCUUGCAUCAUCUGUCAUCAGAUUUCUUCUUUUUAGUGGACUGGUUGAUGAAAAUGAUGAGGUGGUUCAAGUAACAAAAGCCAUGUUGCUUGCCCUGUUUCGUGGCAAACUGUUGAUGAGUCAGACUGUGUGGGCUAAUGCUGUGGAAUGCUGGUGUGAAUGUCUCCUCGAUCUGCAGUAUUUAGCAGAUUCAGACACCAACCUUGGUCGAGCAGUUGCUAAUCUUCCAGCUGACAUUUACGGAAGUAAUAGAAUAGAGGAAAAUUUUAAGAUUUUAAAGUUCCACCUCCAGUGCUUAUACUCAAAGGACAGAGAGAUAAGAGUCCAAGCGCUGUCACAUGUGGUUCACAGACUGGCAGCGGAAACAACAGUUUUUGUCCCGGAUCCACGCGCGUUCCACUUGAUGACCCACCAUGACUUAUUCAUUAACAGUCAGCCAAUCCAUCUACUUCUUAAAGGCAGAAUAUCAACAGAGACAGGAAGAUUGGCAAAGGUGGUGGAACUGGUGAUGAGUGCUGGUGAGAGUGAGGUGCGCAGAGCAGCAUGGUCACAACUGGCUUUCUUCCUAGAGGACCCUGCCCUCCACCAACCCUUCCUCCAGCUCUGCUCCAUCCAGUACAUUGUAAUGAACUUUGUAGGCAUGUUGAAGGUAAGCAGUGUAUAAGUAGACGGAGAGUAAUUUUUCUUAAACCAUCACUGAUUAGAUAUGGGUUAAAAAAAAAAUAAAUAAAAGCAUUUUACUGUUUUGGUUAAGUGUCUUGAUAGUAUCCAUAUGUUUAUGCAUUUAUUUAUAGUUAUUUGUCUUGCUCUAACUGUUUUUCGUAUGAUAAAAGCUAACAUAUACUUUUAA
Molecule: messenger RNA, 1806 nt
Organism: Penaeus monodon (black tiger shrimp)
Lineage: Eukaryota; Metazoa; Arthropoda; Malacostraca; Decapoda; Penaeidae
Exons: 9
Coding region: 1-1620 (539 amino acids)
Biological process (GO): ciliary basal body organization; centriole-centriole cohesion; centriole replication
Cellular component (GO): centrosome; ciliary basal body; centriole
Source: RefSeq, a predicted model, not a curated record